CUUGGCUGAUGAGAAAAUUACUGAGAGAAAAGGAAAAAGGGGGAACUUUUCGCAUUGUGACUUGAAUUUUUUGACCACUUAACUCAACUCAGCUGACCCUUGUAUCUGCAUAGGAAAUUAUAUAUUCUAACCCCAUUGCAAAGUAAAACUAUUGGUGAUAUACAAACUCCAAAGGGCCUUUGCUUUGCUAUCUUUCGAUGUUGUUACAGAACAAUGCAUUUAAAAUUCUUCAUGUGCAUAGACAUCAAGUAGCUUCAAGACUCUUAAGCAAAUAUCACUUUCUGUUGAGAAAGACACACUGUACCUAUCACUCAUCAACCAACCACACACAUGUGAAUCUCCUCACAAUUGCCUCAAACUCCAAAUCUCUGCGCCAAACUAAACAAGUCCAUGCCUUUGCACUCCACAAUGGAUUUCUUCCUGGAAGUGUUUCUCUCUGUGCCUCUUUGAUCGUCCGCUAUGCUGCUUUCCAAGAAUCCAAUGCUUGUUUCCUUCUCUUUGAACAGACUAUUAGUUAUUGCCACACUGCAUUUCUGUGGAAUACUUUCAUUCGGGCUUUAUUGGUUGCCCGUGUUCAUGAUGGUUUUGUUACCUAUAAUCGAAUGGUUAGGACCAGAGUUCCGCUUGAUAACCAUACCUUCCCUUUUGUUCUCAAGGCAUGUGCUGAUAAUUUGGAACUCCAAAAGGGUAUGGAGAUUCAUGGGCAUCUGUUCAAACUUGGUUUUGAAAUGGAUGUUUUUGUAGGUAAUACCCUGUUGUUGUUUUAUGGUAAUUGUGGGCUUUUGGAAAAUGUUAGGAGUGUGUUUGAUGAAAUGCGUGAGAGAGAUAUUGUUUCCUGGAAUACAAUUAUAGGAUUACUUUCGGUUAAUGGCUGUUAUGUGGAGGCGCUUGAUUUAUAUUGUGAUAUGAUUUUAAGGUCUGGGUUUAAACCAAACUCAGUUACUGUUGUUAGUAUUUUGCCAGUUUGCGGGAGCCUUGCAAAUGAGGUCAUGGCAAGGCAGAUUCAUUGUUUUGUUGUGAAGGUUGGGUUGGGUGUUCAGGUGACUACCAGUAAUGCACUGGUUGAUGUGUAUGGUAAAUGUGGAAAUAUGAUGGCUUCAAGGCAAGUUUUUGAUGAAAUGGUAGACAGGAACGAAGUUUCCUGGAAUGCCAUAAUUGCUAGUCUUGCUCAUACUGGGUGUAACAAGGAUGCAUUAAAUAUGUUUAGGCUGAUGAUUUGUGCUGGGCUGACACCAAACUCUAUUGCCUUAUCUAGUAUUUUACCUGUAUUGGUUGAAGAAGAAUUAUUUGGGUUAGGAAAGGAAAUCCAUGGGUUCUGUUUAAGAAUGGGCAUUGAAUCUGAUGUGUUUGUUGCCAACUCAAUGAUUGAUAUGUAUGCAAAAUCAGGCCAUCAAUCUGAAGCUUCCUCUGUGUUUCACAAUAUGCUUGUAAAGAACGUUGUUACUUGGAAUGCCAUGAUUGAUAAUUUUACUCAAAACGGGCAAGAAUUAGCAGCUCUAGAGCUAUUAAGAGCAAUGUCAGUACAUAACGAGAUACCUAAUUCUGUCACUUUGACGAAUGUUCUUCCAGCUUGUGCACGAGUUGGUUUCCUUCGUCCAGGAAAAGAAAUCCAUGCAGUGACCAUCCGUAUGGGGUUCAACCUUGAUCUUUUUGUAACCAAUGCUCUGACAGACAUGUAUGCAAAAUGUGGCUGCUUAGAUCUGGCUCAAAGUGUUUUUGACAUAUCCUUGAUUGCUCAAAAUCUUUGA
Molecule: messenger RNA, 1748 nt
Organism: Mangifera indica (mango)
Lineage: Eukaryota; Viridiplantae; Streptophyta; Magnoliopsida; Sapindales; Anacardiaceae
Product: pentatricopeptide repeat-containing protein At3g57430, chloroplastic-like
Exons: 2
Coding region: 198-1748 (516 amino acids)
Biological process (GO): RNA modification
Cellular component (GO): intracellular membrane-bounded organelle
Molecular function (GO): protein binding; RNA binding
Source: RefSeq, a predicted model, not a curated record